Molecule: messenger RNA, 2399 nt
Organism: Panonychus citri (citrus red mite)
Lineage: Eukaryota; Metazoa; Arthropoda; Arachnida; Trombidiformes; Tetranychidae
Gene: bbc
Product: cholinephosphotransferase 1-like
Exons: 7
Coding region: 357-1769 (470 amino acids)
Biological process (GO): phosphatidylethanolamine biosynthetic process
Cellular component (GO): endoplasmic reticulum membrane; Golgi apparatus
Molecular function (GO): diacylglycerol cholinephosphotransferase activity; ethanolaminephosphotransferase activity
Source: RefSeq, a predicted model, not a curated record
GAUGAAUUUGAUGAUGAUAAAGAAAAUGAAUUUGUUAAUUUUUUCUUCUUUUAUCUAAUAAUUUAAUUGUUUCUAUUUAAAGGUCGUUUUGCCUUUACCAAGUUCCCAUCGGUGUAAGAUAUUUAUUCUAUCCAGUGAUUGUAGUUUCGUUUUUUGUAAUUAGUGAAUGUGUUUCUAUUUCUAUACAUAUAAAAUUGUAGAAUAGAAAAAAAAAUCAAACUUCUUCUUGGUCUAUUGGGGGUUAAAGGAGAAGAGAAAGAAAAAAGAGAGAGAGAGAGUUUUAGAAAGAAGAAAAGGAAGAAAAAGAAUAAAUUUCUUUUUUCUUUUACUAUCACCCAUCAUCACCCAUCAUCACCAUGUUACUCUGUGGAGGAGAUAUUUUAAAUGAGAGACAGUUACAUAGGUUAACUGAACAUAAGUAUAGAUCUGCAGGUAAUACCCUGUUGGAUCCGGUGAUGCAAAAAUUUUGGAAUUGGUUCAUCACAAAGAUACCCUUAUGGAUGGCACCUAAUCUGAUGACUCUUGUGGGUCUAAUUGUUAAUGCGGUAACAACAAUUAUCUUAGUACUUUAUUCUCCAGAUGGUAAACAACCUAUACCAGGGUGGGCAUUAUUAUUUUUCGCCUUCGGAUUAUUCAUAUAUCAAACUUUGGAUGCUACCGAUGGUAAACAAGCUCGUCGCACCGGUACAAGUUCACCAUUAGGGGAAUUAUUUGACCAUGGCUGUGAUUCCAUAUCAACAGUUUUGGCGUCAAUAGCUACUUGUUUGACAUUUCAAUUAGGUUACUAUCCUGGUUGGAUGUUCUAUCAGUGUAUUGCUGCAUCCUUUUUAUUUUAUCUUGCCCAUUGGCAAACUUAUGUAUCCGCAACUUUAAAAUUUGGAAAAUUUGAUGUCACCGAGGUUCAAUUUUCAAUUAUUUUCUUCAACAUUUUGACUGCUUUCACAAGCCAAGGCUUUUGGGCAACCAAUGUACCUGGCUUAAAUAUUGAGCUAAAGAUAUUACCUGCAGUGGCAACAGCCAUUGCCCAUGUAAUUGUUGCAUUCAAUAAUUUUUCAGUAAUAUUAGCUGGUGGUGUUGGUAAAAAUGGAUCAACCGUUGCAGGAACAAGUGUUCUAUCACCUUGUAUACCUAUUGCGAUCGUAAUUGUACCCGCUUUCAUAAUUUACCAGAAAUCAUCGCCUCAUCUUUUCGAGGAGCAUCCGUGUCUCUACCUGAUUACCUUUGGUCUUAUCAUAGCCAAAGUAACUAACAGACUAGUGGUUGCUCAUAUGACGAAGAGUGAAAUGGACUAUUUAGAUACUGUUCUUAUUGGUCCAGCAAUGCUUUUCCUUAAUCAAUAUUUUAAUAAUUUUCUUCCUGAAUACUUUCUCCUCUGGGUAGCAUUGUUAUAUACCUUGGCCGAUCUCAUUCAUUAUGCUGUUAUUGUUUGCCGACAAAUUGCUAGCUUUCUCCAUAUAAAUAUUUUGACGAUUACACCAAAUGCUCCUUCCUGGAAUGCCCAGAAACAUAACAAAGGCUCACUAAAUGAACAAGGAGAUUCCACCUCAGUGUUAAUACCUCUUUUUGAUCAUCUCGUCGAGGAUGAGGAAGAGCAUGAAGAUAAUCUUAAAAUUGAUAGAGUUAAUAUUGAUGAUAAUGAUGAUGAAGAUGAUGAUGAUGAUGAUAUAAUCUAUGAUGAGGCUAAGCUUAAUCGUGUUGUAACUGUUAAUGAUGAUCAACUGACCCCAACAGCUUCCGACAAUUGGUCAGUUCAACAAUUAUAUCCAUGAAAAAAAGCGAAAGACUUUGAAAAAUUUUGUUAAUUGUCACAAUUUAUACACUUAAUUGUAAAUUUUUAAUUUCUUAUUUAUAUAUAUUAUUAUACAUAUUGCCUGUAAUUGAGAUAGAGAAUUGAGAUUUUUACAAUUAACAAUUAGUAUUAUCAUAUAAUGACCGAUUGAAAAUUGAUUGAAGAGACAACAACGGGAACAAUCAAUUUAAUUGUUGUACUCUAAUCAAAUCUACUUAAAUUUGUAAACACGGAAAAACAAAUUGAUCAUCAUCGUCACAAUUUAAGGCUCUACCUCUUUUCCUAUCCAACAAUCAAUUUAAAUUGCAAAUCAAAGGAUUAAUCAACUGCCUCAAUAUCAUAUAUCAAACUUAAUUGUUGUAAUUUAAUUUUAAUUGGAAUUUAAUUAAUUUUUUUUCUCAUCUUCUUCCCUUUAACAAUUUAUAUUGUAAUAAGCUUACCAGUGAUAAUUAAGCAAAAUCCAUCCAAUUACCUCACUAAACAAUUAGUUUUAGUUAAUUGUCCUGUGUACAAAAUUUGAUCACAAUUAACAAAUCAAACAAAAAAUUAUGACUUUUAUCAAAUUAGUUGCUUGAAAAAAAUAACAAUUAAAUUUAUAUUUUCAAAUCAA